CUCAACUCACCAAAUCCUGCCCAAACUAGACGCUCGUCGCUUUAUUGAACAGCUGUCUUCUCUUAAAACAACAUAUACCGGAUACCUGAAAAUGAAUUUCAGGGAUAUCGUCUUUGUUGCCUUUGUUCUGGGCGUAGCAACAGCCCAGUCCAAGACCUGCAAGACAGAGGCAGACUGCCCUAAGGAAUUCCCUGUUUGCUGUGGGUUUAUCCCUACCAACAAAUACUGCCUGCCGAAAGGUACGGUCUGCUAGGGAAUGCGGGUAUAAAGGUCUGGUCGUUGGCACAGCAGGCUCUGUUGGGGUAUUCAAAUGUUAGAGGGGGUGUACUGAUGGCUUGGAUGUGAUGCUGCAUCUAUGAGCUUUUGUUUAAGAAAUUUGACUUGUUGCAUAGAAUGAG
Messenger RNA from Aspergillus candidus, 398 nucleotides. RefSeq lists its product as uncharacterized. NCBI's taxonomy places the organism in Eukaryota, Fungi, Ascomycota, Eurotiomycetes, Eurotiales, Aspergillaceae. The record is from RefSeq and is a predicted model, not a curated record. Bases 92 to 253 code for a protein of 53 amino acids. The transcript has 2 exons.